UACCCUCAGAAACCUACCCCUCUUAACCUAUGGAUCCCAAGCUUUACAAAGCAUCACUAACCGGAGACGUCCCGGCCCUCCUCGAGCUCGCUCGAGAGGACGAACACGUUCUCGAGCAAAGGAUCAUUCCAUCCCUCAACACCCCUUUGCACGUUGCCUCAAGGUUGGGCCACAUAGGGUUGGUCUCGGAGCUCAUAAGGCUACGGCCCGAGCUGGUCACGUCGGAAAAUGCCGAGUCAGAGACGCCGUUGCAUGAUGCCAGCCGCGAGGGCCACCUCGAGGUGUGCAAGGCUUUGUUGGACGCCGACCCAAUGGUUGCUUAUAGGCUUGACUGCGACCACCGGAGCGCGCUCUUUGUCGCCUGCAGCCGAGGCCACUUGCCCGUGGCCACGUUUCUCUUGGACAUGCCAUGGCUGCUGGCCUCCGACGAGGAUGGCUCGUCCACUUCUUUACACGUUGCAGCAACGGACGGCCACAUAGAGAUUGUUCGAGAAAUUUUAAGAGUUAGGCCGGAUUUUGUUUGGAAGAGAGAUGGGCGAGGGUGCUAUCCAAUUCACCUGGCCUCAAGCAAGGGUCGCUUGGAGGUCAUCCGAGAAUUCCUAAGGGUCGAUCCAAGCCUCUGCAGUGCAGCCGACAAGCACGGCAUGACUCCUCUCCACAUAGCCUCUAGCAAGGGCUAUCUGGAGGCCACCCGGGAGUUCUUAAGGAUCGACUCGGACCUCUGCAAUGCCGUGGAUGAGGACGGCAGGACUCCCCUCCACCUAGCUACCAUCAAAGGCUCCGUCGCGAUCCUCCACGAGAUCCUCUCCACCUGCCGUGAAUCCGCUCGGUUGCUGACCAAACAAGGCGAGUCGGUCCUCCACCUUGGGGUGAAGAACAACCGGUAUGAUGCUCUGCGGUGCCUGAUGGAGAACUUCGACAUCGCCGAGCUCAUCAACCUCCCCGACCGCAACGGCAACACCGUCCUUCACCUCGCCACCUUGGCCAAAUUGACCAUGAUGGUGAAGUACCUGGCCGCCAGGUCUGAGGUAAACGCCAACGCCGUCAACCGCAGCGGCCUCACCGCCCUCGACAUCAUCACCACCAACAGUACCAACAGCUCCGGAGCGCUGCAGCUCGUCGCCAUACUACAGAGCGUGGGGGCCAAGCGGGCUGUGGAGCUCCCACCGGGCUCAUCGCCGGAGACGCAAAAGAAAGUUGUAAGCAGACAUCCGGCUAGGUCGCCGUGGAACUUGGCACGGAAGAAGAAGCACCCCGACUCUCCAGCCCGUCGGCGCCAGCGCAGGAAGGAAAGGCGGCUGGAUCUCCACAACGAGGGCCUGCGCAACGCCCGCAACACAAUAACCAUCGUUGCGGUCCUCAUCGCCACUGUUGCCUUCUCGGCCGGCAUAUCCCCGCCGGGUGGGGUCUACGGCCCGGACGGACCAUGGGUCGGGAAGGCCACGGCCGCGAGGUCGCCGGCAUUUAAAGUGUUCAAGGUCAGCAACGACGUCGCGCUCUUCGUGUCGCUGGGGAUCGUGACCGUGCUCGUGAGCAUCAUCCCCUUCCGGCGGAGGUCGAUGAUGAGGCUGCUGGUGGUGACCCACAAGGCCAUGUGGGUGGCGGUGACGUUCAUGGCGGCAGCGUAUGUGGCGGCGACGUGGGUGGUGGUGCCAAAGGGAAGGGGGAUGACAUGGCUGCUGGUGACGGUGGUGACUGUGGGUGGAGGCGGGGUGGGGUCGAUGUUGGUGGGCUUAGGGGUGAUGCUGGCGAUGCAUUGGCUGAGGAAGUGGGAGUGGAAGAGGAAGAUCGAGGAGAAAGGGAGAAGCAGCAGAGUAACUCCAGAGAGUAGCACCAGCCGGGUGGAGGAGCUACGCGGGAUCAAGACUGAGGGGAGCUCGGGGUCUAGUUACAACUCUGAUUUAGAGAGCUCGGAGAGGUCCGGCUACCACACGUACUAG
This is a messenger RNA of Phoenix dactylifera (date palm), 1940 nucleotides long. Its product is annotated as Ankyrin repeat family protein. Gene Ontology annotation, cellular component: plasma membrane. Gene Ontology annotation, molecular function: protein binding. NCBI's taxonomy places the organism in Eukaryota, Viridiplantae, Streptophyta, Magnoliopsida, Arecales, Arecaceae. The record is from RefSeq and is a predicted model, not a curated record.